Molecule: messenger RNA, 1752 nt
Organism: Maudiozyma barnettii
Lineage: Eukaryota; Fungi; Ascomycota; Saccharomycetes; Saccharomycetales; Saccharomycetaceae
Gene: PEX8
Product: Pex8p
Exons: 1
Coding region: 1-1752 (583 amino acids)
Source: RefSeq, a predicted model, not a curated record
AUGGACUCCAACAAUAUCAACCAUCUUAUUCUACUCUUAAAGUCCUGCAGUUCACAGAAUAUCAAUGCGGUUCCUGCAGUUUUAAAUAACCUCGUGUAUUUCAUCCCAAGGAUUCAAAUAGAAUCAAGUCUGGUAGAUUUAGUUUAUGCAUUCGUUGAAUCUCCUUUAUUGAUACAUAUUAAUCCGUUAGAGCUAUUUGAAGCUGGGCAUGCUAUUUUUAAAUGGAAGUUGCAAAUUUCCGAACCUACAGUCAGUUUGCAUGACUUUUUCAGUAUUUGGAAUGAUUGUUUCAAUCUUUGUCAAUCCUGGACUUUACCCAAAUUAUCUAUUUUAUGUGGUAUACUCACAAUGAAAAAUGAAUAUGAUUCUUUACAAAAAACAUAUUAUGUUGAUGAUAGUGGACAAUUGGCCAAGAUAUUUCAAAGUUGGAGAGAAGAUAUUUUUAUACCAUUGUGGAUUCAUUUAUACAAUCAAAGUAUGACCCAGGAUCUAGAUUUGACUGAAUUACUAACAUCCAUAUAUGCAACUGUCUCUGCUAGAAUAGAUUUACGAAAUAAGAAUAUGAAACCGUUGUGGAAUGUGAUAAGUCAUUCUUGUAUAAAUGUUCUGAUUAAACACGUUUAUGGGGAAGCUUCUAAUGAUUCAAAGGGUACUUUCUAUUCAGAUAAUAUGAAUCAUUUGGCAAGAAUAUUACAGUUUUCAAUGACGGAAACUGAGCCUCAUUGCGCUUCUGAUAUUUUGGAUGAUCUGAUCAAAGUUUCCCUGGUUUUAUCACAAAAGGAAUUUAAUAGUGUCAUGCCAAACAAAACAUAUGAUAUUCCUUUCUACUCAAGACGAUUUAUUAGUAUAAUUCUUGCGAUACGGGGGUGUCUAGAAUCAAGAAACUUGGUUCCUACUGAGUGGUACAAGAAAUCAUUGAUUAUCCUUUAUUAUUUGAAUUUUAUUGCAGAUGAUUUUGGUACGGUUGGAUUUAUGUCAUAUGAGUUUGUUUACGGUAUUUGUGUGGAUGGUCUAUUAAUGCAUAAAGACGUUACCGACGUUACUCUGUCAUUGAUUGACUUAUUUCAAAGCCAUUUCAACCCCUCAUUGAGAUAUCCCAAUAAGGUUAAUGAUUCUAGGUUAAUAUUUCUUCUAGAGUAUAUGGAUACUAUUAAUAAAAAAAUCCCUGAUUUGGAUAUCAAGUUUGUUACAAAUAUAGAAUUUCCAAUAGUUAGUAGUCACUUAGUAAGUAGAAUUCAACAAAUCAGAGAAAGUGCCCACACUACAAUGAUGUCAUUACUGCUAAAUACAUCACGCUCUGUAAACUUUUUGCAGUGGAAGAAGGAUCAAGUACAUGAUUAUACCUCAAUGGUAAUCAGCCAAUAUAAUAGCGGAAUGCUAACCAACGACCAAUUACAUAUAAUUUUUAAAAGUAUUGGAUGUUCUCUGCCAUUAAUGCAGACAAUAGAUCGGGACAUGGUUAUGUAUGUAUUACAUGUGCUUUACCGUGCCAUUGUGAAUACACCCCUAAAGAAUCCAGCUCAACGCGUAGAACUUAUCAAAUGCCUGACACUUCAAUUACCGUACUGUCAUCCAAGUCACCUAUCGGAUUGGUUGGAUAACAUUCUUCAACUUAUCACCCAGUCAAGCCUGGACGGGCAAGCUACAAACGAUAUUCUGAAUUGUACUUGGGAUGUAAUAUCUACUAUGCAUAGCGACAUAUCACUGAGAUGGUGGUAUACAAACAUGACAUCUGACAAAUGUCGACUCUAA